Molecule: messenger RNA, 806 nt
Organism: Guillardia theta CCMP2712
Lineage: Eukaryota; Cryptophyceae; Pyrenomonadales; Geminigeraceae
Exons: 1
Coding region: 166-744 (192 amino acids)
Source: RefSeq, a predicted model, not a curated record
CCACCCCUUCACUUUCCUCCUUCACCACCGCACUCCUUCCGACGCUGUUCAGAUUCCACCCGGAGCCCUCUCAUCCCCUGACAGCUGCUUAGAACUUCUAAGUUUACAGUCUCGUUGUCCCUCCUAUUCAAAACUUGGUUCAUUCCUUGCGGAAAUUUUGUGGUCAUGGAGACUCUACUAGACUCCAACAAUCUGAUCCAUUGGAUGCAGAGCAUUUUUGAUGUGGUUGAUGACAAAGGCAAGCACCAAACCCCAAAUGAAUCGCAAUCUAAUGAUGUCAACGUACAGAUAGACUCAAAGAGAAAAGAAUCAGUCGGCAGCGCCAGUAGCAUUGCAUUGCGAUCUUGUCUGAGUUCCUCCAAAAGCCCAUCGCCAAAAUGCAAAAAGAGCGUCAAGUUCGCAUCAGGCGAUGCACCCUGGUCGGAUGCAGACCUUGCACGGAGGCUGGACAACUGCAAUUCUCAACACGACUUCAACCGAGUCGUUACUUUCAAUAAGGAGACUUCGCCCAAACGACCCAGUUCGCCGAUUAUGGUCAGAAGUUCCUUGUCUCCCGAACCAGGCGCUUCCAACCAUGAAACAAGUCAACAAAGUUCUGAUGCUCAAAACCUUGCCAUGAAACAUGCACUCAUGGCCAGAUCGAUUGCUGGAAACAUGAACGAGAAGCCCACUCACAACAAACCUAGGAGGCACUCUCCUGAAAGAAGUUCUAGACUUCUUCAGGGUGGCGUCAUGAUUCUAUGAUAUAGGAAGUCUUGUUGAUUUUCGGCUCGUGUUCGUUGUGAAUAAACAAUGUUGUCGGGGAA